Molecule: messenger RNA, 1770 nt
Organism: Fopius arisanus
Lineage: Eukaryota; Metazoa; Arthropoda; Insecta; Hymenoptera; Braconidae
Product: cytochrome P450 6k1
Exons: 5
Coding region: 137-1672 (511 amino acids)
Molecular function (GO): heme binding; oxidoreductase activity, acting on paired donors, with incorporation or reduction of molecular oxygen; iron ion binding
Source: RefSeq, a predicted model, not a curated record
GGACUAUUGCUCAUUACUUAGUGGAUAUUGUGUGACUGAAUUUUCAUUGCUGAUUUGUUUAUCAGAACGGGACAUUGAGAAAUCAGAGUUGAAUGGUUGUGAUGUGUGAGGACUCAUCAGAUUGAAAAUUUUAAAAAUGGCAUUGCUCACGAAAUUUUGGGGAUUGGACCUGCUGGCGGUUUCUUUCGUACUGAUACUAGUGUUCUAUCUGUAUAUGACGAGGAAUUUUAAUUAUUGGACGAAACGGGGAGUCAAGCAGAUCCCGCCGGUGCCGUUUUUCGGGUGUUUCAAGGAGAUUAUUCUGCAGCAGAAAGUCCCAGGUCAUUUCUUCAGGGAUUGGUACGAGAAGUACAGACCCCUGCCUUAUGUUGGAUUCUACGUUUUGGAUAAACCGUUCCUCCUGAUUCGUGAUCCGGAGCUUGUUAAGAGUGUUCUUGUCAAGGAUGCCAAUUACUUUCAGGACAAACAUCUCACGGCUAAUCCUAAUGAUACACUCAGUGCUGCUAAUGUUUUUCUUAUUAAAAAUCCAGCCUGGAAGUAUUUGAGAUCGAAAUUGACGUCGGUUUAUACCGCUGGAAGAUUGAAGAAAAUGUUUGACUUGAUGCUGGAUGUUUGUAAGGAUUUCGAUACAUUUUUGGAAUCUCAAAAUUUAGAUGGUCCGGGGGGUGUUUUGGAGAUGAAAGAUGUAUCCGCUAAAUUCACCACUGACCUCAUUGCAACAACUGCUUACGGCAUUAAAGCGAAUUCUCUCAAUAACCCCGAUGCUGAAUUUCGAAAACAUGGAAAAAGAAUUUUUGAAUUUACUACUUAUCGUGGCUAUGAGUUCUUAGCCAUGUUCUUUGCACCGCAGUUUGUCAAACCUCUGAAUAUUCAAUUUUUCCAAAAAGAAAGUACAAAGUUCCUGAGAGAAGCACUCUGGGGAACUCUGCAGGAACGACAAAAAUCGGGAAUCAAACGUCCCGAUCUCAUCGAUCUUCUCAUCGAAUUGAGAAAAAAUCAACCAGAAGAGGAGAAGAAAAUUUUUGAAUUCGACGGUGACAAUCUGGUAGCCCAAGCCGCUGUUUUUUUCACUGGUGGCUUUGAAACCUCUUCAACUGUAAUUAGUUUUUGCCUGUAUGAACUUGCGACGCAUCCAGAAGUUCAAGACAAGGUGAGGGAAGAAAUACAAACGGCUCUGCAGGAGAACAACGGCAAAAUAACCUACGACAUGGUGGUGUCAGGAUUGCCGUACAUGGACGCAGUGAUAUCAGAAGUUCUGCGUUUCUACCCACCUCUGCCCUAUUUGGACAGAGAAGCUUCUUACGAUUAUAAAAUCCCAGGUAGUGAUGUGAUCCUCAAGAAAGGAACUCCAGUGUUGAUUCCAAUGUUGGGCUUCCAUUUCGAUGAGGAUUACUUCCCAGAUCCCUUCCGCUUCAAUCCCGACAAUUUCUCUGAGGAAAAUAAGAAAGCGCGAAAACCUGGUGUCUACAUGCCAUUCGGCGAUGGGCCACACACUUGUAUUGGUUUACGACUUGGAUUGAUCCAAGCAAAACUGGGAAUAAUAACAAUGCUAUCCAAAUACGAAAUAUCUCCUUGCAAAGAGACUCUCAUUCCCAUGCGAUUGAAUCCAAAAGCUGUAAUAGUUACUCCCGAUGGUGGUGUACACCUCACAGUGAGAAAAUUAGUUAAAUAAUUCACUCCAGUUUUAAUCAAGUCCUUGGGAAACUUUCAAGAGUAGUUUUACAAAUACUUCGUGUAAUUGAGGAGUAAUAAAAAAUUAGUUAUGAGUUU